Hordeum vulgare subsp. vulgare (domesticated barley) is the source of this 3913-nucleotide messenger RNA. RefSeq names its product disease resistance protein Pik-2-like. The transcript has 3 exons. Gene Ontology annotation, molecular function: ADP binding. Bases 114 to 3755 code for a protein of 1213 amino acids. NCBI's taxonomy places the organism in Eukaryota, Viridiplantae, Streptophyta, Magnoliopsida, Poales, Poaceae. Gene Ontology annotation, biological process: defense response to other organism. The record is from RefSeq and is a predicted model, not a curated record.
AAUCAGCCAGGUGAUUACCUAACCAUGACCUGAGAGCCUGAAGCCUGCAUUCAGAUCUAUCCACACGCAAACACUCACGGGAGAGCGAGAGAGGGAAGCUUUGAUCGGUACCGAUGGAGGCGACCGCGUUGAGCAUCGGCAAGUCUGCGCUGAGCGGGGCGCUUGGCUACGCUAAAUCUGCCGUCGCUGAGGAAGUGGCCCUGCAGCUGGGAGUCCAGCGCGACAAGGCCUUCGUCACCGACGAGCUGGAGAUGAUGCAGUCUUUCCUGAUGGUAGCGCACAAUGAGCAGGACGACCACAGCAAGGUGAUCAAGACCUGGGUGAAGCAAGUUCACGACGUCGCCUACGACGUCGAGGAUGGCCUCCAGGACUUCUUUGUCCGCGUUCAUCAGAAAUCCUGGUGGCGCAUCCCUCGCACUUUGCUUGACCGUCACCAUGUCGCCAAGCAGAUGAAGGAGCUGCGUGCCAAGGUGGAGGACGUGAGCCAGAGGAACGUGCGCUACCGCCUCAUCGAACGCGGCUCUAAACCCGCAAAUGCAUCUGACCUCACAACCACCGCUACUGCCAUGUUCGGCGUUGAUGAAGCAAGAAGGCAUGCUACAAAUCAGCACCAAUCAGGAUCAAGGUUGGAUCUUGCCCAGCUGAUCCUCAGCGACAAGAAAGGCUUGGGCUCAGACCAAAUUGGAGUUAUCGGAGUGUGGGGAACAAGUGGCACCGUUGGGCAUACUUCCAUCAUCUUGGAUGCAUACGAGGAUCCAAAUAUUCAACUCAGCUUUCCAUGCAGAGCGUGGGUCAGGGUGACGCGCCCUUUCCACCGAAAAGAAUUUGUCCAUGGUAUAUUGGAACAGUUUCGAGAAACCGUCGAUUUUCUGCUGGAGCCGGAGGGGGAGAAGGCGGGGCAUGAGUUGGCACAAGAGUACAAUGGAUACGUCAACGAGAAGAGGUACCUAAUAGUCCUUACCGAAUUAUCGACCAUUGAAGAAUGGCGCCAGAUCAAAACUUGCUUCCCAAAGAACAAACUGGGGAGCCAGAUCGUAGUAUCCACGGAGCAUCUUGAAGUUGCAAGCCUAUGCCCAGGACAGAAAAGUACUGUAUUGGAGCUCAUGCAAUUGUCUGCUGAACAGACCAUAUAUGCUUUCUACCAGCAGGAGUCUCAAGACAGGACACAUUCAUCGAAGCCAACAUCUAGCUCAAUUCUGCCUCGCAUUUUUGAGAAUGAGAUACAAGAAUACCAGUCUAAUGAUGUUGUUGACGGAAAGAUGAUUGUGCAAGAAAAUCUCAUAAGCACCAACACGAUGACGCAUGCUUUUGAAGAAUUUCGUCUUAUUGGGCGAGAUAAAGAAAAAUAUGAUAUUAUUGAACUGAUUCGACAGCACGCUUCCACCCCACAAUUCCAGGUGAUUGCAGUGUGGGGAAUGGGUGGUGUUGGAAAAACCACUUUGAUCAAAGAUGUUUACCAAAGCCAAGAGGUCUAUGAGAAGUUUGGUAAACAUGCUUUUGUCACAGUCUUGCGGCCUUUCAAGCUUGAGGAGUUCCUGAGGAGCUUAACAUAUCAGUUAGAAGAAAAGAAGAGUGCCAUGGACCUUGUGGGUGAUACCAAAGAAGAUAUUGCUUUGAUGGGGGUUAAAGAGUUGACUGAAGUGUUAGAUAGACGUUCGCAAGGAAAAAAAUGUUUGAUUGUUCUCGACGACCUAUCAUCUACCAUUGAAUGGGAUAAAAUAUUGCCGAGUUUACUUGCAAUUAAAAAUCCAAGUUUGGUCAUUGUGAUCACAACAAGGCAAGAGGAUAUUGCUAAACAUUGUUGCAAGAAACCAAAGUACAUGGAACAAAAAGAGUGCAUACACCGGCUCGGUGUUCUAGAAGACAGUGAUGCAUGGGACCUCUUCACAAUAAAGGUAUUUAAGAAUAAAUUCAAAGAUUUGACUAAGCACUAUCCUGAAUUGGUUGAACCAGCACAACUAAUCCUAAAGAAGUGUAAUGGACUUCCUCUUGCGAUAGUCACCAUAGGUGGUUUCUUGGCAGACCAACCAACAAAAACUGCGGCAGAGUGGAGGAAAUUGAAUGAGCAUAUCAAUAUUGAGCUAGAGAUGAAUCCAAAGUUUGAGGUCAUAAAAGCAGUCCUCAUGAAAAGUUAUGAUGGCUUACCCUAUUACCUCAAGUCUUGUUUUCUGUACCUGUCCAUCUUCCCUGAAGACCUCAAUGUUAGUCGGAGACGUUUGGUUUGCCGAUGGAUAGCAGAAGGUUACUCAUGGGACAAAUCAAUAGCGGAUAAAUACUUCAUAGAACUCAUAGAGAGAAGUAUGAUUUUACCAACUCAACAAUCAAUUCUCAGCAGGCAAGUAUUUGAUUCGUGCCAGCUACAUGAUCUAAUCCGUGAUAUCAGCAUUGCAAAGUCAAUGGAGGAAAAUCUUGUCUUUAGGUUGGAGGAAGGAUGUAACUCAAACACUCGAGGCACAGUGCGUCACCUUUCCAUAAGCAGCAAUUGGGAGGGAGAUGAGCGUGAGCUGGAGAAUACAGUGGAGUUGUCCCGUAUACGUUCAUUGACGGUAUUCGGCAAUUGGAGGCCAUUUUACAUAUCUGAAAAGAUGAGGUUUCUUCGGGUGUUGGAUCUAGAAUCAACAGAAGGUCUAGCUGAUCAUCACCUUGAGCACAUUGGAAAGCAUAUUCAUCUGAGAUACCUUUCUCUAAGACGGUGUGAAGGUGUCUUUUACCUCCCGAAUUCAGUGGGUGACCUGAGACAACUCGAGACACUAGAUAUCAAAUUUACAAGGAUAUUUAUGCUUCCCGAAACUAUCACCAAGCUUAGUAAGCUAUGUUUUCUGCACGCUGGUAACGUAUUCUGUGAUCAAGAAGAAUGGCCUGCACCACCAUGUUGCAUAUCUGCCCCCAUUCGCUUCAGUUGGUCUCGUGGUGGAUGUUCUCCUUACAUGUGGUACAAGAAGCAUGGUGCACGACCUUUUUCUCUAAAGGUGCCAAGAGGGAUCGGGAAACUGAAAAACCUGCAGGCGCUGGGGUGUUUGGACCUUGAAAGGGGAAAUGCCGUCAUAGAGGAGAUAAAAGCCCUCACAAGCCUACGCAAGUUACGAGUUUCGUUUGGCAUCAGGACAGAAAAUGUGCCGGAAUUCUGUUCGGCCAUUUCCUGUCUCAGACGCCUCGAGUCAUUGACAUUGGAGUCAUGGGGAGAAAAUUUAUAUGACUACUUAAAUGGCAUGUCCUCACCGCCGGAAAACCUCCAGAGCCUCAAGCUAAGCGGUUACGUGGAAAAAUUGCCAGAAUGGAUCAAAGGGCACCAGAAUCUCAUGAAGCUCAAACUACAACGCACCAAUUUGUCAAGCAACUGUGAAAUCAUGCAGGUGCUUGGGAACCUACCAAACCUAUCCAUUCUGCUUUUGGAGGAUGAAGCAAUCCAGAUUGAAGGGACUAUCACGUUCCAGAGUGACCUUUUCCGAAACCUCCGUGUACUCGAGCUUUAUUACUUAUCAAUGGAAAUCGUGUCACUCAAGUUUGAGGAAACAUCAAUGCCGAAACUUGAGUUGCUGAGGCUGGAACUUAUAAAUUGUACCGCUGGCUUGGCUGGGCUACAAUUGCUCCCAAGCAUCAAGGAAAUGCGGCUCUCUAUCGGUGUUUACCCAGAUGGUAGUAUAACAGAAGAAUUGGCACAAAAGGUAACAAAUUGCAGGACGAAGAAAACGAAGGAGGACAUUAGGGAGCAGUUCGCCAACAAUAAAAAUAAACCCAUUUUGAAGGUGGAAUAAACGAACUAGAUGGAGGCAUUUGUGUCAUCAUCUCAUAGGGGUGGAGGCGAUUGCAGCAGGCUGUGUAUUUCUUUUUUCAGUUCAUACUAUGUACUCCCUCUGUACCUAAAUACUUGUAGCUGGAAAGAACCAAACUAGUUCUAGUUCUCCCCAACAAC